Messenger RNA from Loxodonta africana (African savanna elephant), 18772 nucleotides. It is a transcript of the gene SLC22A15, whose product is annotated as solute carrier family 22 member 15. NCBI's taxonomy places the organism in Eukaryota, Metazoa, Chordata, Mammalia, Proboscidea, Elephantidae. The transcript has 12 exons. Gene Ontology annotation, cellular component: membrane. Bases 66 to 1742 code for a protein of 558 amino acids. Gene Ontology annotation, biological process: transmembrane transport. The record is from RefSeq and is a predicted model, not a curated record. Gene Ontology annotation, molecular function: transmembrane transporter activity.
CUCGCCGCGGGCCGGGCCGGGCUCCGGUCCCCCGCAGGGCCCGGGGCCAUCGAGCGCGGCCCGCCAUGGAGAUGGAGGAGGCGUUCAAGGCGGUGGGGGAGAUGGGCAUCUACCAGAUGUACUUGUGCUUCCUGCUGGCCGUGCUGCUGCAGCUCUACGUGGCCACGGAGGCGAUCCUCAUUGCACUGAUUGGGGCCACGCCAUCGUACCACUGGGACCUGGCAGAGCGCCUGCUGAACCAGAGCCACAGCAACCAGUCAGCCGGUGAAGACCGAGCCUUUGGGAAUUGGCUCUUGACAGCCAAUGGCAGCGAGAUCCAUAAGCACGUGCAUUUCAGUAGCAGCUUCACCUCCAUCGCCUCCGAGUGGUUUCUAAUUGCCAACAGAUCUUACAAAGUCAGUGCAGCGAGCUCAUUUUUCUUCAGUGGUGUAUUUGUUGGCGUUAUCUCGUUUGGUCAACUUUCAGAUCGCUUCGGAAGGAAAAAAGUCUAUCUUGCAGGUUUUGCUCUUGACAUCUUAUUUGCUAUUGCAAAUGGAUUUUCCCCAUCAUACGAAUUCUUCGCAAUAACUCGCUUUCUGGUGGGCGUGAUGAAUGGAGGAAUGUCGCUGGUGGCUUUUGUCUUGCUAAACGAGUGUGUGGGCACCGCCUACUGGGCACUGGCAGGUACUGCAUUCGUAAAUCCACGCAGAUCUGGAGAUGGAUCCAUUGGUGGCCUGUUCUUUGCAGUUGGCAUUGCCCAGUAUGCCCUGUUAGGAUACUUCAUCCGCUCCUGGAGGACCCUUGCCGUUCUGGUUAACCUGCAGGGAACAGUGGUCUUCCUCUUGUCUUUAUUCAUUCCUGAAUCACCUCGUUGGUUAUACUCCCAGGGUCGACUGAGUGAGGCUGAAGAGGCUCUGUACCUCAUUGCCAGGAGGAACCGCAAGCUCAAGUGCACCUUCUCCUUAACACACCCGGCUGACAGGAGCUACAAGGAGACUGGAAGUUUCCUGGACCUGUUUCGUUAUCGUAUCCUCUUGGGGCACACUCUGAUCCUGAUGUUCACCUGGUUUGUGUGCAGCUUGGUGUAUUAUGGCCUAACUCUGAGUGCAGGUGAUCUAGGUGGAAAUAUUUAUGCCAACCUGGCCCUGUCUGGCCUCAUAGAGAUUCCGUCUUACCCUAUCUGCAUCUACUUGAUUAACCAAAAAUGGUUUGGUCGGAAGCGGACAUUAGCGGCGUUUCUGUGCCUAGGAGGACUGGCCUGUCUCAUUGUAAUGUUCCUUCCAGAAAAGAAAGGCACAGGUGUGUUUGCAGUGGUCAACAGCCGUUCCUUGUCCUUGCUGGGAAAGCUGACCAUCAGUGCUGCCUUUAACAUUGUUUAUAUCUACACCUCCGAGCUUUACCCUACAGUUAUCAGGAAUGUAGGGCUUGGAACUUGUUCCAUGUUCUCCCGAGUUGGUGGGAUUCUUGCUCCCUUCGUCCCCUCACUGAAAUACGUGCAGUGGUCUUUACCCUUCAUUGUCUUUGGAGCCACCGGCCUAGCCUCAGGCCUCCUGAGUUUAUUAUUGCCUGAAACCCUUAAUAGCCCAUUGCUAGAGACCUUCUCUGACCUUCAGGUGUAUUCCUAUCGGAGGUUGGGAGAGGAAGCUCUGUCAUUACAGACUUUGGAUCCCCCACAGUCUACAGACAAAGACAGCAUGUUAGAGAACGAGAGUGAGGAAGAGGAGUUUUAUGAUGCGGACGAAGAGACUCAGAUGCUUAAGUGAAGAGCCCCAGAUAUCUCCUCAGAAGCAUUGGAUCAUCUUUUACGCCUCUGGCUAAGGCAGGUUCUCCCUUGACAUCUUAGAGAACUGUAGACAGACAGACGUGAACUUAUGUAGGUGGUCCUCAGUGUGGCAUGAUUUUUUGAGGCACAGGAAGAGCCGGAGAAGAGAUUUCAUGAGAGAGAACUCACUGCAUUGAAGGAACAAUUUCCUUCAAUUUGUCCAAAAUUUGUCCAAAAAUUCAGGUUUAAGUUGGGAUCAUGACCUCCGGCCCAGUAACUCAAACACACAUUCCAGAAUGGUAGGCAGAAUCAUUUCUAGAAGUUUGAUCACGCUGCUUUUCCUUCAUCAUGACCUAAAGGCAGAUACGUACAAUUUUUCACCCUUUCAGUAGGAUAAGACAUUCUUAAGAUUGAAUCUUUAUACGAUUUUUGAUACCUAUCUCUACCAGUUGUACUUCACCAGGAAUCUUCAGAGGCUGAUUGGUAUUAGGAUUUCAGCUCUGUUUUGGAGGAAAAGCACUGAGAGGUGUUUGUGUGGCCCGAGGCCCUCCAGCUUUACCGGAACUGAUGACGUUUGAGUUUUCAGCUUGCUUCCCAGCCUCGUGGUUGUCUUGAGUACCUGUGCCUUUUGGUCCCACAGAUGAUUGACGAGUACAAGCCAAAUGUACCAAAGCAAUUUUCUUCUGACUCACAGCCCUGCUAGCUCCCUUCGAUGCUCAGAUUGUGUAAUCUCUUUAGUUCCCACUUGUACAUACCUCCAGAAAAAUUUCCAUCUGAGAUUCCGCCACCAGCAAUAAGCUCAAAAGCAUACACAGUAAAUGAUAAAGCUUUAUAAAGAUGGAAGGCAGUUAAAAAGUGGCAUGUUGAUCAUUUGCCUCUAAAGCAAUGAAAAGAUCCAGUUUUUAAUAAGAAAGAAAAUUGUCUUUCAUGAAUUUUGGGGUUGUUUUGCUUUCAGUGUUGUGUAAUUAGAGACUUGGAUAACAUUUAAGAACUCUAACUCUUCUUGUCUGCAAUCAGCCCCUGCCUUUAGUUAGAAUAGAAGGCACAAUAAUUUCAUAGGAAAUGGAGGUUUUUUAUUAAGUACGACCAACUUUCUGCAUUGUCAAGGAUUUCAUUUUACUUGGAUCCACAACCAACACCCAUGGAAGCAGCAGUAAAGAAAUCAAAAGACACAUUGCGUUGGACAAACCUGCUGCAAGUGUUGAAAAGCAAAGAGAUCACCUUGAAAACUAACAUGCGCCUGACCCAAGCCGUGGUAUUCUCAGUCACAUCACAGGGGUGGGAAAACUGAACAAUGAAUAAGGAAGACCUAAGAAGAGUUGAUGCCUUUGAAUUGUGGUGUUGGUGAAGAAUAUUGGAUAUACCAUGGACUGCCAAAAGAAUGAACAAAUCUGUCUUGGAAGAAGUACAACCAGAGUGUUCCUUAGAAACAAGGAUGGCAAGACCGCUUCUUACAUUGGACAUGCUGUCAGGAGGGAUCAGUCCCUGGAGAGGGACAUCAUGCUUAGUAAAGUACAGGGUCAGCAGAAAAGAGGAAGACCCUCAAAAAGGUGGAUUGACACAGUGGCUGCAACAAUCGGCCCAAGCAUAACAAUGGUUGUGGGCAUGGCGAAGGAUAAGGCAACGUUUCAUUCUGUGGUACACAGGGUUGCUGUGAUUCCGAACCAACUCAAUGACACCUAACAACAAUAGCCAACUUUCAUGUAAAUCAGAAUUGUACGUAAUUUCCUAAAACCAUGUGCUGAAAACGUCAGUUUCCCCAGGAAACUUGAAUGAUAUCUCAAAUAGGAAUAUUAACGUGGAACCAACCAACUUGGGCAGCAUUGCUUUAGUCACUUUCCCAGCUAGGAAAAUGUCUUUGUUUUCAGAAUUGUCAUUUCUGGUAAUGUCUUAGAGGAAAAAAUGCAUUAGAGGUAGAGAAGAUGUUACCGUGACUGUUUCUGGAAACCUGGGAGUCAUCACCCCCAAUUGGCUCCGAAUACACUCCUGUUCUCUUCCACAUUAACUUUUUGGUUUGCACUAUGUCAAUGGGUACCUUUGUAUUUGUUAAAGUAUUUUUAUGUCUUUUAAUGGUGGUCUGUAUGCACUUGUUUAUGUAUUGGUAUUAGGCUCUUCACAAACAGGAGCCAUUUCUAUCUACUACUAUUUAUUUCUCCCUGCUGUUCCCAGCACACUGCCGUAGACACAGUAAACCAGUUGCAUCGAGUCGUUGGCAGGGUAGAAUUGCGCUCCAAAGGGUUUUCAUAGCUGAGACCUUUUGGAAACAGAUCACCAGCCUGUCCUCCAAAGCACCUCUGGAUGCGUUCAAACCACCAACCUUUCGGUUGGUAGUUGAGCAUUUGACCAUUUGUGCCACCCGGGGACUCCUAGACACAGUAAGGACCUGAUCAAUAUUACUGUUUCUAGCCUUCACGGAGGUCAUGGGAACCGCCCCCCCAAUAGCAUUCUUACCAACUUCCACUGUUGGUAAAUCUGACCCAAACCCCUAAAUGGUAGAGUCCUGCCUGGCCUUUCUUUGAAAAUGGAAACCCACCACCCACCAUUAGGAGAGGAAGAGAGGAAAAACUGAGAAGGACACUUAGGAGCUCCUCUUCAGUGGUUGGGUAUUAAAAAUAAAACUAUAUAUAAAUUUUUGGUUAGAACUUUAUCCUCAUUAUAAGAGCAAUACAUCCCAUUAUAGAAAACAGAAGGAGAAAAACCAUCACCCGUAGGCUCAACACCCAGACACGACCAGUGUUACGGAUGUGUUCCAUUUGAAGAUCAAUUGGGAGUCCAUCUCUCUAUUGGCAUCAGGGUUGCCUGUGCCUCUGGCUGUAUAAAUGAAGUGCCUAUCAAUUGUGUUCCUGGGUCUCCUUUCCUAGCUAUGGGAUGGAGAAUGGGAGGGAGGGAUAGGCUGGGCUAUCAACUGCUCAUGUCAGAAAUAUCACUAAAUUUUGUCUCAUUUUAGGUGGUCAGUCCUUUAGUAAACUUAAGGAGCCCUGGUGGCACAGUGGUUAAGCACUUGGCUGCUAACAGGUUGGCAGUUUGAACCCACCAGCCGUCCUGUGGGAGAAAGAUGUGGCAGCCGGCUUCCAUAAAAGAUUACAGUCUUGGAAACCCUAUAGGGCAGUGCUCUUCUGUCCUAUAGGGUCACUAUGAGUUGGAAUCGACUCAAUGGCAGUAGGUUGGGUUUGGAUUUUAGCAAACUUUAAUAAUUAACUGUUUUUUCUUUCUACUGUUUCAUAGUAACUGUUGAAGAAUAUUGACUGUAGGGAAUGCAUGUGUGUAUAUCUGCGUUGAUUAAAUUAUUCAGAACAUUGAUAGGUACCUUUUUUUUUUUUGUGGAGAUGAUUUGUAAAAAGUUCCCUUUUUUUUUUGCUGUGCCCCAAACUAUAUUUCUUUUCUCCUAAAAAGCAGCAGGAAAAAUGUAAGACACAUAAACUCCAAGGUUUCCAGGGUCAAAGGUCUUAUUAACAGCAUGUCCAGAACCUUGGAACCACACCAGUACGUUGGAAGAAGCUGUGUUGCAGUUUCCUGAUUAUAUGACUUAAAACCACUGCCCAGUGGGAAAUCUAAUACUUGUCAGUUUGACUGCUUUCAAGUACUAUAGACAUUCUUUAGUAUUAAAAAACAAAUAAAACAAUCAGAUGAAAAUUGUGGGGCACUGUAAUCUGGAGAGGUUUUUUUAUGGAAGUGAAAUUGAUGAAGUAGAUUUAUAUUCUUAACAAAUACAUAGAAAAAUUAAAAUAUGGCUUUCCAUUAGAACUCACUCCUCUAUUACAAGUUCCUAUUUGAUUAUUGGUUCUUAAAUUGAAAAGGUGUUUAUAAAAGGUUAGAUUUUUUUUUUUUUUUAACUAAAUAAAAUACAGUUAUUUUGGCUUCUUGUGAGUUUAAUAAAGGAUCACAAAACAUAGGCCUUUUGUUCUUACAGAGUGUGUCAGGAUAUAUAGCAGUAUCUUUGGCAAAUUGGGCAAUAGAGAACCUGCUAGAAAUUAUAGGCAAUGUGUGUGACAGACACUUUAGCAAAGUUGGGGAGUCAUAGGCAUGAAAGAUAAUUAUAAAAAUAUUUUUAGAAAAAGAAAAAUGCAAAGAUGAUACAUUGUUGAAAAAAUCUGCCAUUAAAAGAAAAAGACCUUAUGAUUAUCUCAAUGGAUGCAUAAAGAUUAUUUGACAAAAUUCAAUGCCCAUUCAAAAAUUAAAAGUAUUAGCAGAUUAGGAAUAAAAGACACCUUCCUUAGCAGAGGUGUUGUAGUAGGUAUGGUGGACUGGCUCGCAGCAUCUAUUCACCCUCCAGGCACCUUGGCCUUCAUACUUUUUUGAUCAUUACUAUAGUAGGAAACACUUUCCAUAUAUUUUUAUUCUCUCUUUCUCUACCCCUCUCACCGUCCUCCCCCUUUUUCCCCACCCACGUAUACAUAACUUUAAUGAAACAAUACUUACUCUUCUUGCUAGGCACAGUGAUAACUUCUAUUCUGUUUUAUUUUUCAGAAAUGCUGUUUGUGGCCCACCUAAUCGAUUUCAUGACCAACUUUUUAGUUUACAUGAGUAAUAGGGUGCUGUGUUAGUUUCCAAAGGGACCCUGGUGGUGUAGCAGUUAAAUGCUCACCUGCUAACUGAAAGGUUGGUGUUUCAAACCCACCAGCUGCUCUACAGGAGAAGGAUUUGGCAGUCUGCUUCCUUAAAGAUUACAGCCUUGAAAACCCUAUGGGGCAGCUCUGCUGUGUCCUAUAGGGUCACUAUGAGUUGGAAUCAACUCGACAACAAUGGAUUUAGUUUCCAGUUGCUGCUACAACAGAUUAACAUAAACGAGUGGCUUUGGACAACAGAAAUUUAUUCUCUUAGAGUUCUGGAGGUCAGACUCCAAAAUGAGUCUUAAGGGGCUAAAAUGAAAAUGUCAACAGGGCUGGUUCUUUCUGGUGGCUUUGGUGGAGCAUUUAUUUCAUGCCUCUUCCAGCUUCUAGAGGCAAUUCCUUGGUUCCUGGCCUCGUCACUCCAUACUUUGCUUCUGUUGUCACAUAUACCUACCACAGGUAUCUUAAAGUGUGCCGUUAAAGGAUCCUAAGUGGACUGGAUCUGGUGGAGGCAUUAGAGUAUAUUGUAAAUUGAAGUGGAUAACUUAGUCAUCACUUGGAAAAGCCAGACCAUGGGUAACAGCCCCAAAUCUGCAUUUACCAGUGAUCUUGUUGACCUAGUUGGCUAAGUCUGCAGUCUCCCACAGAGACAUAUUGUCACUUAUUGUUUGAAAGAAUAAACUGCUUACAAAAGAAUUUGAGCCUAACAGGUCUUUGUAUCUGAGUUUAAUUCGUUGCUGUAUCUUAAUAAUGAUUAUCUUUUUCCCCAUGUUCCAGAAGUUGUCUUAUUAAAAUUAUUGAUGUCUUUCGUUUAUCUCCUGUAGUGCUACCUCAGCCUCUCUCUGUUAUGUGCUCUUCAAGCAUCCUGUACUUUUCCAUAUAGUACUUGUUGUGUAGUUUCAUAAUAAUGGUGUCUUCCUUUUAAACCAUAAAAAAAAAAAAAAAUAGAUCUGUGAAAAUAGGUUCCAUGUCUUGUUUCCUAGUACAUUCCAUACUAUAGCCCUGGACCCCAUGUGUUGUAGCCUUCUGCCACAAUUCCAUGUCAGCUCUAUUGCUACACUGAACUCCAGAGCAAGCUGUGUGUUAUUCAUCUUAGUGGCCUUAAGAACUAGCAUGAUGUCUGGGACACAGUAGGCAUUCAUUAAAUUUCUAAUGAGUCAAUGUCCAGACACCAGGCAGUCAAGGUUGGUUUAUCUGGUCUAUCUGUAGUUAUGUACUUUAAAAAAGGGAUGCUCCUCCCCAAAAUCAGUUUGAGAAGAAGUCAGUGGAUUAUUUCACUUUGGAAAGCUACUUCUAGGUCACUAGAGAGGCCCUCAUUCCACCUGAACCUUCUCAUUGCUUAAUCUUGUCAUUUUGUAUGAGGUUAGGGUUAGGGUUAGAAUAUGUUCCUUUUAAUAAGAUCUAAGAUGUCUGCCUUGAGAAUAGAAGUAAGUAAAGAAGGAUUAUUGAAUAAUCUUGUUCAUGUACUUAUAAACUUAUUGCCAAAGUUGCAUUCAGCCUUCUGAAUUAUAAACUGAGUUAAUUUGAUUACUUUUUUUUUUUUUUUAAAUCUCCCUGCACCCACAGAGAGGCAGUCUACCCUAAGAAAAUAUUUUUAUGAAGAAUUUUUGGCAUAACCAUCAAUGUGACAUUCAGGUCUCUUAAAAUUUACCUAUGGAAACUUAAUAUAUAAAACAUCCAGGAAAGCUGUCAGUUUGAUUCCAGGCAUUUGAGGGAUCAGCACAUUAAGGGUGAAAAAAAAAAAAAUCAUUCAUACUAGAAUAUUAGAUUAAUGUAUAGAUUUUUGUAUCUGCCCAGUAACUCAGAAGCUGAGUCUUAUAUGUUGAUUAAAAUACAGGGCACCUUUGACCAAAAAUUGCUUUGUCAAAGGAAUAAAUGAAUGAAAAAAAUGAGAAUAAAGGAAAAGUUGGUUUUAUUUAUUUUCUCCAUCCAUAGAAUUCCAUAGUUACUGAGCCACCAAUAUCAUAGCAAAUACAUAGCAUAGAAGACUUUUUUUAGAGUGAAAAAAGUUAAUUUUCCUAUCAGCCCAUCAGGAGAGGGGCAAGGCUUGAUAAGGUUUCUGCUAAUAAAGGGGAGAAGCAUGAACAUAAGGUUGAAGGCCUGGGGCAGCACCAGAGAAUUCUGAGGCAAAAAAAAUCCAAUGUCUUAGUUUCCUAGUGCUGCUGUAACACAAAUACACAAGUGGGGGGUUUUAAAGAACCAGAAAUUUAUUUUCUCAGAGUUCUGGAGGCUAAAAUCAGGGCCUGAGCUGUGGGCUUCCAGUUUCUGGUGUCUGUAAGCAAUCCUUGGUGUUCCUUUGGUUGUAGGCAGUUUCUCAUGUGUUAUUUGUCAUCCCUUGAGUCUGUGUGCCUCUGUGUGUGAGUGUGUGUGUGUUUGAAUUCUGUUUUUAUAACUCAGAAGUGAUUAGGUUUAGGAUCCACCCUAUAUUGGUGUGGCCUCAUUAACAUGUCAAAUAAAAACCCUAUUUCCAAACAGGAUCCUAUCCACAGUUACACAUACACACACCUGUUGCCAUUCAGUCAAUUCCGACUCAGCGACUAUAUAGGCCAGAGUAGAACUGCCCCAAAGGGUUUCCAAGGAGCAGCUGGUGAAUUUGAACUGCUGACCUUUUGGUUAGCCGCCUAGCUCAUAACCACUAAGCCACCAGGGCUCUAUCCACAGGUACAAAGACUAGGAAUUCAACACAUACAUAUUUUUUUUGGAGGGGAGGGCACAGGGGAGAGGACACAAUUCAUAACAUCAAAACACAAAGUUCUGUUUUGGUCAUGUGGAACAACGUAUUAGAGUGAAUUAAGCAGAGAAAUUGAAUCAUUAAGAAGCUUAGUGACGUCCGAAUAAGAAAUGGAACAAGAGCAUAGGCUUUGUAUGUCUUUCAGUUUCCUUUCCAGCCUUUCAAACCACCCUAGAUAGCUUUAAGUUUAUAAUUUGGUACAACCACUUUGGAAAUUGAUUUGGCACUUCCUUCAAAAGCUAGAAAUAGAAGUGCCGUAUGAUCCAGCAAUCCUAGUCCUUGGGAUAUAUCCUGGAGAAAUAAGAGCUGUCUCACAAAUAGAUAUAUGCACACCCAUGUGCAUUGCAGCACUGUUCACAAUAGCAAAAAAUGGAAACAAUGUAGGUGCCCAUCAACAGAUGAAUGGAUAAACAAAUUAUGGUUCAUAUAAUGGAAUACUACGCAACGAUGAUGAAUCUGGGAAAUAUCUCACAACAUGAAUGAAUCUGGAAGGCAUGCUGAGUGAAAUUAGUAUCAAAAGGACAAAUAUGUAUGGGACCACUAUUAUAAGAACCCAAGAAAAGGUUUAAACACAGAAGAAAACAUUUGUUGACGGUUACUAGGGUGGGGAGAGAGGGAGACGGGAAUUCACUAGCUAGUAGGCAAUCAUCUUGGAAGGGAAGGACAACACACUACGGGGGAAGUCAGCACAACUGGACUAAACCAAAUGCUUCAAGGGACAGAGUAGCAGGCGCGGGGGUCUGGGAACCAUGGUUUCAGGGGACAUCUAAGUCAAUUGCAUAACAAAGUUUAUUAAAAUGUUCUGCAUCGUGGCAUCUGGGUCUUAGAAGUUUGUGGGCGGCCAUCUGAAAUGUACCAAUUGGUCCCAAACCACUUGGAGCAAAGAAGAAUGAAGAACACCAGAGACAUAAGGAAAAUAUUAGCCCAAGAGACAAAAGGGCCACAUAAACCAGAGAGACUCCAUCAGCCUGAGACCAGAAGAACUAGAUGGUGCCCAGCUACCACCAAUGACAACCCCGACAGGGAAUGCAACAGAGUCCCUGAUGGAGCAGGAGAAAAGUGUGGCGCAAUAUUCAAAUUCAUCUAAAAAGACCAGGCUUAAUGGUCUCACUGAGACUGGAGGAACCCCUGAAGCCAUGGCCCCCAGACUGUUAACCGAGAACUAAAACCAUUGCCAAAGAUUAGACAACUAUAAAACAAUACUCGUGAAGAGUGCGCUUCUUGGUUUAAGCGAAUACACGAAGCCAAAGGGGCAGCUCCUGUCUGGAGGCAAGACUAAAAGGUAAGAAAGGACAGGAGCUGGUUGGAGGGACAUGGGAAACCUGGGGUGGAAAGGGGGAGCGUGCUGUCACAUUGUGGGGAUUGCAUCUAGUGUCAUGUAGCAAUAUGUAUAUAAAUGUUUGUAUGAGAAAUUGACUUGAGGUGUAAACUCACCUAAAGCACAAUUAAAACAAAAAGAAGUUUAUAAUUUGGGAAAUGUACGUAAAAGAUAAAAGAUUUCUUCAACUAGUUGCUAGUAUUCAAGAGAUUAUUUCACUAUAGGUGAAAAUCACGUUUAUUUAUUCAUCAAGUCUUCAAGGAACUCCUAUGUUUCAGGUCCUAUUUAGGUGCUGGAUUAAAAGAGCUAACAUGUAUUAGCAUUGUUCCAAGAAUUUUAUAUGCCUUGGAGCCCUGUUGGUGCAGUGGUUAAGAGCUUGGCUGCUAACUGAAAGGUUGGCAGGGCAAAUCCACCUUUUAGUCCUUGGAAACCGUAUGUGGCAGUCCUACUCUAUCCUAUAGGGUGGCUAUGAGUUGGAAUCGAUUCCACAGCAAAGUGAUUGGUUUUGGUUUAGGUUCCAAAACAUCUUUAAGACCAGAAAAUGUCCUUAGGUGCAGUUGGACUAUAGAAUUCCGUAGUUACUGAGUCACCAAUACCAUAGCAAACAGGUAGCGUUUGUAUAUGUAGAAGACUUUUUACAGUGAAACACUUAUGAUCUCCCCAGUUUAUCAGCGGAGGGACAAGGCUUGAUAAGGAUUCCACUGAUAAAGGGGAGAAGCAUGAAUAUAAGGCUGAAGGCCUGGGGCAGCACCAGAGAAUUCUGAGGAAAAAAAUCCAAUGACUUAGUUUCAUAGUGCUGCUGUAACACAAAUUCCACAAGUGGGGGACUUUAAAGAACAGAAAUUUAUUUUCUGACAGUUUUGGAGGCUGAAAUCCAAAUCAGGGUCUCAGCCAUGUCAGUUCCUUCUGUGGGCUUCUUUCCUAAACUUCUGAUGUCUGUCAGCGAUUCUUGGUGUUCCUUUACUUGUAGACAGUUCCUCACAUGUCGUUUGUCAUCGCCUAUGUGUGUGUGCGUGUGUGACUAUGUCUAUUCUGCCCUUUUUAUAACUCAGAAGUGAUUAGGUCUAGGAUCCAGUCUAUACUGGUAUGGCCUCAUUAACAUAUCAAGAAAAACCCUAUUUCCAAUCAGGAUCCUAUCCACAGCCACGCGUGCAUGCGCGCGCACACACACACACACACUUGUUGCCAUCAGUCAAUUCUAACUCAUAGCAACCCUGUAGGAGAGAGUAGAACUGCUCCAUUGGGUUUCCUAGGAGCAGCUGGUGGUUUUGAACUGCCAACCUUUUGGUUAGCAGCUGAGCUCUUAACUGCUGCACUACCAGGGCUCCACUCACUGGUACAAGGACCAGGAAUUCAACAUAUAUGUAAAUAUUUUGACAGGGGAGAGGGAACACAGUUCAAUCCAUAACAUCGGAGAACAAAGUUAAUGUUAUUUUGCUCAUGUGGAACAAUGUAUUAGAGUGAAUUAAGCAGAGAAAUUGAAUGAUUAAUAUCCUUAGUGAUGCCAAAUGAGAAAUGGAAUGACAGCAUAGGCUUUGUGUGUCUUUCAGUUUCCUCCUCAGCCUUUGAAACCACCCCAGAUAGUUUCAAGUUUAUAAUUUGGGAAAAGUACAUGAAAGAUAAAAGAUUUCUUCAACUAGUUUCUAGAAUUCAAGAGAUUAUUUCACUAUAGGUGAAAAUCACAUUUAUUCAUUAAAUUUUCAAGGAACUCCUAUGUUUCAGGUCCAUUUAGGUGCUGGAUUAAAAGUGCUAAACUUUGCUGAGCAUUGUUCUAAGAAUUUUAUGUAUCUCGGAUCCCUGGUUGUGCAGGGGAUAAGAGCUUGGCUGCUAACCAAAAGGUCGGCAGUUCGAAUCCACCAUAGGCUCCUUGGAAACCCUAUGGGGCAGUCCUACUCUAUCCUAUAGGGUCGCUAUGAGUAAGAACUGACUCGAUGGCAACAGGUGACACAUCUAAUCCUCAGAAGAAAAUGAUGAAAUUUAUAUUGUUGGUUUCAUUGUAUGGAAGAGAAAACAGGCUCAGAUUCAGUUAAUUGCCCAAAUCACACAACUAACACUUGGCAAACCUAGCUUCAAGCCCAGGCCAUUGGACUUCACAGGUCACGUCUUAAGAGACUAUCCUAUACUGCCCUGAUUCUUCAGUGGUUCUUGAAUUUUGUUGUCAGGUGUCUUUCAGUCACCCCUGACCCGUGGUGACUUCAUGCACAAAGGAACAAAAGGCUGCCUAGUCCUGUGCCAGCCCCAUGAUUGGUUGUGGAUCAGACUGUUGUAAUCAGUAGGAUUUUCAGCGGCUGGUUUUUGGAAAUCAGGCCUCUCUCUUUAGUUCGUCUUAGUCUGGAAGCUCCACUGAAACCACUCAGCCUCCACUGACAGACAGAUGGUGGCUGCACAUGAGUUGCAUUAGCUGGGAGUCGAACCUGGGUCUCUUACAUGGAAGGUGAGUAUUGUACUACUGAACAACCAAUGCCCUUUUGAGUUUUAACCAGGUCUUAUUGGAAACCCUGGUAGCGUAGUGGUUAAGUGCUACGGCUGCUAACCAAAGGGUUGGCAGUUCAAAUCCGCCAGGCGCCCCUUGGAAACUCUAUGGGGCAGUUCUACUCUAUCCUGUAGGGUCGCUAUGAGUCGGAAGCGACUGGACGGCAUUGGGUUUGGUUUGGUUUUUUUGUAUUCUACUAUGGGUUCUAUCUGAAGAUGAUGGUGAUUAUAACUACCAUGCAUUGAGUACCAGGCACCAUGUUACCAUGUUAAGUACAUUCCAUAUGUUUUGGCAUAUAAUUCACACAACAGCUCUGUUAGGUAAGGGUUAAUAAUCCCUGCGUUGCUGAUGAAAACAAUGAAGGUUAGAGAUAUGAAGUAACUUUCUCAAGAUCACAGCUAGUAAGUGGCCGUGCUGGUCUAAAUCCCGUUUUGUCUUUGGCCAAGGCCCAUGCAUUUAAUUACCCGCUCUGAACUGCCUCCUGUGAAGGAUAGUUAAUUCAAGAGAAAAGAGGAUAUUUCUUUCUCAAAGACAAAGAAAUUGCUCCAACUUUUCCCUGGUUUUCAGGGGGGAAACCUGUUGCCGUCAAGACGAUUCCAACUCUUAGUGACCCUAUAGGACAAAGUAGAACUGCCCCAUAGGGUUUCCAAGGAGCACCUGGUAGAUUAGAACUACUAGACCUUUUGGUUAGCAGCCUCAGCUCUUAACCGCUACACCACCAAGGUUUCUCGGCUUUCAGGACAAAAAAAGCAAAUUGAGAAGAACAGAUGCUGGUGGAAUCCUUACAAAGUUAAGGCUCAGACAUUUUGAUUAGGCACCUUCUGGAUGCAGACCAUUUUAAGAAAAAUUCUAAUAAAUUCCUUGGAGAUCCUACCUUUUUUUUUAGUAUUAUUGAGAUUUUUUUUUUUUUUCUCCAGAAUUAAGUCAAUGGAGGAAUACAUUUGUCAGUCUGGAAUAUGGAUUGCUUGGGAAGGUUGUCAAGAUUCAGACACCACUUUAGUGGGCUGAAUCUCAUCAUAAUCUUAUAAAGAAGAUGGCAAAAUUCUUUGCCAUAUUUUUGGGGUGCCCUUUGAAGUUACUCUCAUUAUGCACUUUACCCAACCUUUUGCCUUUGAGUCAAUUCCAACUCAUAGAGACCCUAUAGGACAGAGUAGAACUGCUCCGUAGGGUUUCCAAGGAGCGGCUGGUGGAUUUGAGCUGCCGACAUUUUGGUUAGCAGCCAAGUGCUUAACUACUGUGCCACCAUGGCUCCAUGUUCAUGUUAGGGGGUACUAUUAAUCUGUCAUUCCAUCAAGUUCAUUCAAGAAAAAUUCACUGAGAGCCUACUGUGUAUCAGGCAUUGUAAUAGACCCGGAGUUGUCAAAGAUCAGUGAGACAGGUUUCUUCUCAAGCUGUGAGUCUUCCCAGAGUCUGUGACCUGAGCAGGAAAUGGGGGUUAAGUACUGCACAGGUAAAAAGGCCUUGGUGCAAUUACAAAGAACAUUUGGUCUCCAUAUUUGGGAAACUGGCUAGCAACAGAAAUGGAUUUUUGGUUUUUUUUCAAGGAAGAAUUUCUUGAGAAGUGACUUCUCAGGCUGAGAUUUCUGCUAUCGGUUUCAAGGAAGUCUAGGUCACAUAACUUCUCAGCUACCCCUCUUAAGUCUUUUCAUUAUAACCAGUACCAGUUGCUGUCAAAUCGAUCCUGACUCAUGGCAACUCCAUGUGUGUCAGAGUAGAACUGUGCCUCAUAGGGUUUUCUGUAGCUUAUUUUUUAAAUGUAGAUCACCAGGCCUUUCUUUCCAGGCACCUCGGGGUGAACUCAAACAUCCAGCCUUUCAGUUACCAGCUAAGCGCUUUUACUGAGUGCAUCACCCAGGGAUUCUCUUUUAAUUACAUCACUGGCUGAAACCUUUUAUUUAAGGAGAGGAAGCUCUCUGCUAUCAGCAAAGGGGACGUGUAAGUAUUUCCUUACAUGGUCUUGUCAGAUCAGUUACAUUUCAAAGCCCAGAACGGAUAACCAGGAUUCCCGAGCUGCCACCGGUUUUUCUCCUUCCUCAUUAAACUUCUUCACUUGAUGCUUAAUAACUUUUAGGUUUGAAACCUCUCCAAAAGACAUUUUAAGUUCCCUCAGAAAUCCUAAUGAAUACAGCUUAAAUAAUGGUUUUAGAAUCAGGGAGACUUGUUUCUCAUUCUCAUUUUCCUCAGCUAUAAAGUGAAAAGUUAAUAAUACCACCAUUAUUGUCAGUCUGGUGUGAUGAUGGUUAAAUGAUAUGUAGGUUAAAUUCCACCUACCAUAUAGUAGGACUUCAAUAAAGUAGGAACCCCCAAAGAUUUUAAAACAAAGAUGAAAUACAUGCAUAAAAAGAAAUGUGACCCUCAUGGUGCCGUGCAUUUUCAAAAAUGAAAUCGAUAUGGAAUGUUUCAGGAAAACAUUUUCACCUGAUCCACCUCAUUUGCUAGCUAAAAAUACAACUGAAGAAAUCAUGAUUCUGUAACCAUUUUCCUCUUCCUUGUCCGUGAAGACCUUUCUUGAAUGCCAUUUCCUCCUACAGGAAUGCCUUUCUGCUGUCUUCCCCCUGGGGAAAAGCAGGCUUUCACUCCCAUUUUUCCGAGGAAUUCCUGGGAUGGGGAGGAGACUGUAGCCUCUGGUGGGAGGAAUGCAAGGAAUAUAAGAGACUGUUUCCUCCAGCCCUAGACAGCAGAUCUUUACUCUUUUUCUUUUGGAACCAGGUUGGAGGGGUAAGUGUGGGAAAGAAGUAACUGGGGAGGUUGUGUGUGUGUGCCUGCGUAUGUGCACACGUGUGUGUUUUCUAGAACGCUGUUUGAGAACUGAGGAGAGGAAGACCAGUGCGGGCUGCACCAUCCUCUGGGCCUUAAGGGAGAAAGAAUGAUCCCUGAUGUUUCCGUUUUGGCUCUAAAUCUAUACUCAAGAAAAGAAGGUGAUCUGGCCAGAGUGUAGUGUCCUCUAUGUUCCAGUUGUGAAAACCCAGGGAGGCUUUGGUGGAUGAACAAGAAGAAAAUUCAGUUGCAGGUUAUGUAAGAGGACAAAGGAUAGAGAACCCAUGUGAACAACUAGAUAUAACCAAGUCUGAUAACAUAUAUACAUAUAUUUUGUAUAUAUGUAUGUAUGUGUGUGUGUGUAUAUAUAUAUAUGGAGCCCUGGUGGUGCAGUGGUUAAGAGCUCAGCUACUAACCAGAAGGUCAGUAGUUUGAAUCCACUAGCCACUCCUUGGAAACCCCAUGGGGCGGUUCUAUUCUGUCCUAAAGGGUCGCUAUGAGUUGGAAUUGACUCAAUGGCAAAAGGUUUGGUUUUUUUUGUUUGUUUUAGCUUUAUAUACAUAUAUACCAAAACCAAAACCCAAACCAAACCUGUUGCUGUUGAGUUGAUUCUGACUCACAGCAACCCUAUAGUACAGAGUAGAACUGCCUCCAUAGAGUUUCCAAGGAGCGCCUGGUGAAUUUGAACUGCUGACAUUUUGGUUAGCAGCCAUAGCAUUUAACCACUAUGCCACCAGGGUUUAUAUAUAUAUAUAUAUACAGACUUAGUUAUAUCUAAUUGUUCCCAUGGAUUCUGCCCUUUGCCCUCUUUCCUUUCCACUUUGUAUUACUUUCCCUUAGCAAUUUUGACAUCAUCUGCUCUAAAUAUUGAGUUUUAUUGUUUGUAUAUUAGUUAUUUUUUCUGAUUAUAAAAGUAAUAGUGUGUUAAUUGUAAAAAUGAUGGACCAUGCAGAAAAGGCUGAAAUGGAAAAUAAAAAGCAGAUGCAAUCCUGCUACCCAGAGACACCCAUUCCUCACCUUUUUUCCAUAUAUGGUAAUGUUAUUCCUGUUUAUCGAUCUGUCAUUAACAUUUUUCUGUUAUUAAAUAUUCUCUUAGUAAAUUACUUUUAGAGACUGCAAAGUCUUCUGUCAUAUGGAUAGGUUAUAAUUUAGUCAAUAUCUGAAUGUUAGAUAUUUAGCUUGUCCAAUUUUUCCUAUUAGAAAUAAGAUGUUCAGAUAUUUGGUGUACUUCCUGUGUUUACUUCAGACAUAUUUUCAGAUGCAGACUCAUUGGGUAAAUGGGCAUGGUUUAGAAAAUCUGGGUAAAAAUUAUCAUAUCAGUUUACAUUGUUAUUAUUAGUAUAUGAGGGCCAGAUUCCUCUCAGUCUCCUGAACACCAUUAUCUUUUUCUGAUUUUUGCCAAAGUAUCAAGUUAUAGGGGUAGGGUAAGCACCUCAUUGUUGGGACUUAAUUUGCAUGCCUUUGGUAACUGAGAGAUGUCAUCGUUUUUAUGUUUAUUAAUUAUUUGUAUUCCUUCUUCUGUGGCUUGCCUCUUCAGGUCCUCUGCCAUUCUAUGUUGUGAAUUUAUGUUUCCUACUUUGGAAGUUUUAAAUUUUUAUUUCGUUCAAGUUUUCAGUGUCUUCAGUGUAUGUUCCUCAUACAAGUUCAGAUAAAUGUUCAUCUCCUUUUUCUUCUGGUUCUGUUGAUGAUGUACUUUUCUAUUUAUCUCCUUAAGUCACUUGAAAUUGAUUUUGGUGUAUGGAGGGAUAUAGGGGCCUGGCUUUAUUAUUAUUUUUUUUUUUUUUUGCUGAAUGGCUGACUAUUUUCGCUUCCACCAUUUGCUCAACCAUCCAUGCUUCCCCCACUGAUGAAAAAUACCACCUUUCCCUCAGGACCUGUAAGGAUCCAGAGCUCAUACAUGGUUUUGGUUGUUUAUGCAGAAGAAGGAGGUGGAUGGAAGGGAAUGGGGCUUGGGAGAGGCACUAAAGAGAUUUCAACUUCUGAGUAAUAUCUUGUCCAUUAUGUUUUUAAAAAAUGGUUGAUGACAAAUGUUCUCACUUGUAAAAUCUGGCCUGUGAGCUUAUGAGUAUUUUCUCUGGUACUCUAUAACAAACAUAUGGCUGGUAUUCUAUUACAAAUGUAUGGAAACUGAUUCCCUGAAGUCCGUAGGAGCUCACCAGUAAACAGCCCCGCAUCUUCUAAAGAGGCAAUACUUUAACAAUUUGUCAUUUCUUUUAUAGUGGUUUCCCUUCAAAUGUUCUUCUUUUAAGUCCAUUUUCCUAGUUUAUAUUUUUCUAAUGCAUUUUCCACUUUAUUCAAAUUUUAAAUUGGUUGCCCUAGGGUUUUGCAGAGUAAUCUCUCCAUAUCUGUGACCACAUCUUUCUCAUUCUUAUUUUGUGUAUUGUUAUUUUCUUAUUUUGUCUUAAUUAGACCAUCUAAAGUGUCUUUGUUUUGUUUUAAUUAUUCUUUUAAAUUGCCAAGUAGCUGGAAAAAUUUAUCAUCAUUAUUUAUUAUUUUUUAUUGUUUUUCACUGUGGUCAAAGGAUAUAGUCAGUACAGUAUCUUUUUACAAUGUUUAAGAUUCUCUCUGCCAUGAUUUUUCUGUUUUUUUUUUUUUAAAUGAGCACUUGGUAAGGUUAUCCAUGUCUCCAUUUCAUUUUUGUCUACUUGAUCUAUCAAUACAAGUGUGUUAAAACCUCCUACUGCCGUAGUGUUUUUUCCAACUUCUUUUUAUAUUUCUAGCAGUUUAUGUUUUAUAUGAAUGUUAAUAAUUACAUAAGGAUUCUUGCUUAACUGUUCCAUCUUCAUAAUGUCCCUGUAGACAGCACAAAACUGAAAUCACUUUGUCUCAUCUUGGAGUCUAUUUUAAUAGUCUAUUUUGUGUUAAACUAGUGUUUUCUUUGUAGUUUCUUUUUCUGUAGUUAUUUUAGAGGUAUACAUUCUGUUUUUAGUUCUAUUAGUAGUUACUGUUAUGUUAAAAAUAAAAAUAUUUGAAGCUCUCUUUACCAGCAUUAAGAAUAAAAUAAAAAGACAAAUAACCCAAUCAUAAAAUGGGCAAAGGACUUGAAUAGACAUUUCACCAAAGAGGACAUUCGGAUGGCCACCAGACACAUAAAAAGAUGCUCGGUGUCAUUAAUCAUCAGAAAAAUGCACAUCGAACCCUCAAUGAGAUACCAUUUCAACUCCCACUAGCAUGGCUAAGAUAAAAAAAAAAAAACAGAAAA